Molecule: messenger RNA, 363 nt
Organism: Schistosoma turkestanicum
Lineage: Eukaryota; Metazoa; Platyhelminthes; Trematoda; Strigeidida; Schistosomatidae
Source: the annotation of a GenBank genome assembly
AUGUUUAAUAAAACAAUGAAAUAUAACGAGUUAAAUUCAUUGAUCUAUCUAGUGUGUAUCGUUUUAAUUUUUGGUGCAAUAAAUGUACAAGGUAGAAAAUUAGUGAGAACAUCUGGAAAUGACAUAAACGAAAUGGAAGAUGAUUUCAAAGCUGUAUUUGACAUGAUAGAUAAACGAAAAUUUGGUCCUUCAGAUGAAACAGAUCCUCCUGGUUGGGAAACAGAUACAAAAUAUGAAAAAGAAAUACGCAUUGGCAAAGUGAAGAGAGGAGGAAAAGCUGGGUCAGGUCAAGGAAUUGAGAAAAUAGUAUUCAAGAAGAAGAAACCUUUCGAUAAAAAGGAUUCUAGACCAGGUAAUGUAUAG